AUGCGUAAUAACAGUUUUAGAAACAAUCACUACGGUAGAUUUAAUGGAAGUAGGCAGAAUAAUUAUCGCCAAUGUCAGUUUACACCUUCUUAUGAUCAAGAACAAAAUAAUUAUAGGGGAUAUCAUCCUCCUAAUCAAUAUCAAAAUUAUAAUAAUUAUAUGCAAGAAGAAGCAACAAGUCGUAAUCUAUCAGUUAAUAAUCAGUAUCCACCAUUUGUACCUAAUAAUUUUAGCAAUCCUCCACCAUAUUAUAAUAAUGUUGGCCCAUUUCGCCAACAAUUUCCCGAUCCAAGUAUUAUAGAUUUACUGGGAAUGCAAAGUAAUUUUGAAAAUAAUAUAAAUAAAGAAAAAAAUGGGAUUAAAAUUUAUAGAAAAUAUUUAGAACAUUCAGAGGUUUUGUUAGAUGCUAAUGAAGAAUAUAAAAAUGUACUUACAAAGUGUGAAAAUUCUUUUAUCAUUAGAAAUGUUGUUUCUCGUUCAAAUAACAUGAUAAUGGAUAUUUCAAAAACUCUUAGUCUUUCAAAAAUAUCAUUUAAAGAAUUUAUAGAUAUAUGUAAAGGACUUAAAAAGUCUGAAGAAAAUGUUGUAAAUGCUAUAAAUUGGAUACAAAAAUAUCGUCGUGAAAGUAAAGAAAAUUUUGAAUUUAUUUUACAAGGAGCUAUGGCAUUUUUUAUAAUGAUAUUAACACGAAAAAAUGUUGAUGUUAAUUUGGUUCGCAGACUAACAAAUAUUGUUACUCGUUUAAUUGAAUAUUUAGGAUGUCGAAAUAAUGAGUAUAAAGAUGCUCUUCUAAAAAUGGUAAAUGAUUUUGGAAUUUUUUACUGUUUAAUAAAGCCAUAUGAUUUUAAUGGAGAUUUAUUAAUGCGAUGGGAUAAAUCUAUUCAAAAAGGUUUAUAUAAAUUGGAUAAAGCUUUUAAAGUAUUACUUAGUAAAAAUGAAGACCAAAUGAGAAUAAUUUACGAUAAAUUAUUUGGAAAAAAUUGUAUGGAUAAUAGUUUUAGUAAUAUUAUAUCUAGUAAUAUAAAUAUUAAUAACGUAGAGAUUGCAAAACUUUUAAACCAAGAUACUGUGGAUAAAUUUGAAUUGUUUACAAUUAAAUGUGAAAAUAUGAAUAAUAUGAUAAAAAAUUGGUUAAAUAAUGGAUGCAAUGACAAUCAGCGUAAUAUUCAAAAUUUAGUUAAUCAACCUAUAAAUAUUUCACAUGAAAAUAAAGAUACAUAUGAAGAAAACAAAAAAAAAGAUAACAGAAACUGGUUUGAAAAACAGUUCUGUCCUUCUUAUUCUUCACUUUUUAUGGUUAAUGAAAAUAAUGUACAAUUUCAACCUAUAGACCCUUCUGAAUAUGAUUAUAUUGAAUGUGCUAGUGAAGUUUCUGACAAUAUUAAAAAUCUUUUUGAAGGUUAUAAAAUAUUUUUAGAUGGAAAUAAUGAUAAUCUUCAACCUAUAGAUACAAAUGGAUAUGAAACAUUUAAUAAAUUAAUGAAAUUAAAAUAUAGGUUAAGAGAAGAAGUUAAAGAAAAAGCAUAUGAAGAAAAUAAAGUUUAUUCAGAAUAUUUUAUUCAUGAUUUUGAUGAAAUUGAGUAUAAAGAACCAGUAGAAGUGGAAAAAAAUAGUAAUGGCACAGUGGGGAGUCAUGAUUUUGCUAGAUUUUUAUCAAGUGGCAGAACAUUAUAA
This is a messenger RNA of Strongyloides ratti, 1674 nucleotides long. RefSeq lists its product as hypothetical. Bases 1 to 1674 code for a protein of 557 amino acids. The transcript has 2 exons. The record is from RefSeq and is a predicted model, not a curated record. NCBI's taxonomy places the organism in Eukaryota, Metazoa, Nematoda, Chromadorea, Rhabditida, Strongyloididae.